Molecule: messenger RNA, 7530 nt
Organism: Felis catus (domestic cat)
Lineage: Eukaryota; Metazoa; Chordata; Mammalia; Carnivora; Felidae
Gene: ZC3HAV1
Product: zinc finger CCCH-type containing, antiviral 1
Exons: 14
Coding region: 754-3879 (1041 amino acids)
Molecular function (GO): NAD+ poly-ADP-ribosyltransferase activity
Source: RefSeq, a predicted model, not a curated record
UGUUGGGGGAGAAAGUGCACAUCGGUCCUGGCCAGGUGGACCACGAUCUGGGGCGUGGGGCCAGAUCUGGAGAACCUCGGGUACAUCCAGGUUCCAGCUUAAUGGUUGUGUCUACUCCAGUUACUUACUUCCUGAAGUACAGAAUUAGGAUAAUAGCAUCUAAUCCUUGGAGUUGUUGAGAAGAUUCACCAAGAGCGGAGGCCGGGCACCCAGCUUCGGGCGAGCGCUCGCUAGGGUCGGUUCUUUUCCCGGAAUGGGUGGGGCGGAGAACAGAGAACUCCUCCAGGGGGCUCCUAAGACUCGCGUCAUUCGCCACACGGGCUGGCUUAUAAAAAACUCCACCGGGGCCCCAGAUCAUUUUUAGUUUCAAUUCUUUCGGAAGAAGCCUCGCUGUGCCCAGCUGGGGAACGUCACCCUGGCGGAGCCAAGAACCCAGCGAAGGGGUCCGGCGGUUGCGGAAGUCGCCGGCAGACCCGCACGCGCCGUUCGCUUUCUUUCCCUUCGGCUGCCGUCGCGGUUCACUUUCAGUCCGGCAAGGGGAUCGGGUCGGCGAGUUCCGGCCUCCCGACCCAGGGCCGAGCGGGAAAACGAAACCGCUGGGCUCAGCUAACGGCGGCGAGGAGCGCGCGCUCGCUGGUCCCGGGCGCGCCCAGCGCAGCACCGCCCGCUCCCGCCCCCGCCCCCGGGGCUCCUAUAAGUUUCGAUUCUCCCCGGAGCAGCGUCCCGCGCCGCGGCCGGCCAGCGCAGCGCGCCAUGGCGGACCCGGAGGUGUGCUGCUUCAUCACCAAAAUCCUGUGCGCCCACGGGGGCCGCAUGGCCCUGGACGCGCUGCUCGAAAAGAUCGCGCUCACCGAGGCGCAGCUCCGCGAAGUGCUGGAGGCGGCUGGGCCCGACCGAUUCGUGUUGCUGGAGACCGGCGACAGGGCCAGGGUCACCGGCUUCGUGGUGGCCACGACCCGAGCCCGGGUCUGCCGUCGCAAGUACUGCCAGAGACCGUGCGAAGACCUGCACCUCUGCAAACUCAACCUGCUGGGCCGAUGCCGCUAUUCGCAGUCGGAGAGGAAUCUGUGCAAAUAUUCUCACGAGGUUCUCUCGGAAGAGAACUUCAAGGUCCUGAAAAAUCAUGAGCUCUCUGGACUGAACAAAGAGGAAUUAGCAGUGCUCCUCCUCCAAAGUGACCCCUUUUUUAUGCCGGAGAUAUGCAAAAAUUAUAAGGGAGAGGGUCGAAAAGUUAUUUGUGACCAGCAUCCAUCAUGCGAAAGACUCCACAUCUGCGAGCACUUUACUCGAGGGAUUUGCGGUUAUGCCAACUGCCUCAGGUCCCAUAACCUGAUGGAUAGGAGGGUGUUGGCCAUCAUGAGGGAGCACGGGCUGAGCCCCAGCGUGGUUCAGAACAUCCAGGAUAUCUGCAACAGCAAGCAUGGCCGAAAGAAACACCCCAGGGGCAAAGCUCCUUGCUCCCAUCGUAGAGAUGUGGCGUACAGAGGGAGAAGCAAGAGCAGAGAACGAUCGUUUCAGGGCGGUCCAGAAUUUCUCCCACCUGCUUCCGCUUCUACUCAGAAGUCCAGCACCCCCAGUUCAGAUCAAAUCGGCCACAGGCCUCCCCUGGAUGACAUGCCCGUAGGGGAGCUGGCCCACAAGUUCAUGCAUUUGGGAAGUCAAGAUUGCCCUCAGCCUUCCCCGGUCUCGCCUAAGGUUGAUAAUCUUGGAGGAACAGGUCACAUGGAAAGAAGCCAGCGGUUUUCAGAGAAUGGCGGUCCAGAGGAUCUCUUUUUCGGGAAUCAAGGCAGCACUUCCCUCCCUUCUGACCCAAUGCCAGCUUCCAACCGGAGGGGCCCUGCGUCCUGGCUGAAUGACAAAGGCACCGGGAGAGGGAGUUUGUUUGCCCAGAGUCAGGCUGCCUCUGGCUCCCCUCUGGGUUCUCCACAGACACCUGAAACCACAACCACCAGAAAGAGCGCGGGGAUGCUUUCCACAGAUGGCACGAAUGCCGAGGGCAGAAGCGGGAAUCAAAAUGUCCAGUAUUUCUCGCUUUUCGAUAAUAAUGUGGAUGGAGCGGCCACAGAUGGAGCUUCCACAAGUUGUCUAAAUUACAAAACCACAACCAGCGGACAGAGAGAAAAAUCGUUACCUAGGAAUCAGGACACCGGAACUACUCACGGUGGUCUCCAGACCACUGGCAAGAUUACAGAUGGCGCUGAUCCAGCAGCGGCCUCUGUGAACAGUAACCACAGUGAGAAGACAGUUUGGCCUGGUAAAUCCAUCCACAGCACACCAAAUGGCUCUAGUCAAGUGGCGGACGAAACCACUGAUGUAAAUAAAACCGGUGCCGCUGGUUUUGGCUUCACAUUGACCUGCAGAGGGGAUAAAAACGUGUUGUACUUUGGAAGUCCGGGUCUGGGAGCCCAAGUCCUGCCAACUCCUCAGGAGACCCCUGCCCCCACACAAGUCAGCACUCUGCCCAAGGUGCCACCUUCUACGUCCUUCUCAAGCAACAGAGCUACAGCCUAUGCAACCCAUGGUCCGAACUCUGCCCAGAUCUCUGCUGGCCCUGCCGGUGACCUUGUAGGUCCAAGCUGUGAUCUGUAUUCUGCAUCUGACGUUGAGAAUACCAGCUCUUCCAGGAUGGAUGACUGUGGCCCACAGGAAAUUUGUCUUGACCAUCUGUGUAAAGGUUGUCACCUUGCAAGCUGCAACAAAGUUCACUUCCACCUGCCUUACCGGUGGCAGAUAUUACUUGCAAAUACCUGGAUGGACCUCCAGCCCAUGGAGAACAUUGAGAAGGCCUAUUGUGACCCCCAGAUCCACAGCUUUUCUAUCGGAAAUAAAAACAUCAACUUCCAGAUGAUGGUUUGUAAUUGUAAUCCUAUCCGGCGUAUCUCCACACCUUCAUCUGUCACAGUGCUGACCAAUUUUGUCUUUGCCACAAAAUGGAUUUGGUACUGGAGGAACAAAUCCGACAGAUGGGUUCAAUAUGGGGAGAAGGUCGACAAACAGCAAGCUGCAAACGUCGACUCUUCGUACCUGGAGUCUUUCUUUCUGUGCUCUCCGAGGGGAAUUGUGCCAUUUCAGGCGGGUUCACAGAGCUACGAGCUGAGUUUUAUGGGGAUGAUUCAAACAAACGUAGCUUCCAAGACCCAAAAGAAUGUUGUCAGAAGGCCAAAAUUCAUGUCUUACGAGGAUGUGGAACAGAUUAAAAGGGGGUUCAAGCAUCAGCCGGUGCAGACCCUGUCAGAGCCGUUAACCUCGACAUUGUUCCCUCAGCAGGAGUUCGGCUUGAAUGGUUAUGAGCUGUUAGAGAUCAAUCAGCAGACUCUGGAAUAUGACACAAUAAGCGAGCGUUUUAAAGCUUCCAUGAAAAAUUUCAAGAUUGAAAACAUAAAGAAGAUCAAGAAUACAAAGCUCUUGAAUGCUUUUGAAAGGAAGAAAAUGAAGAUGAACAACAAAAGGGAAAACAUCCUGUUUUGUGCCACAAGCCGCGCCCAUGUGGAGUCUAUCUGUGCGAAUAAUUUUGACUGGAUCUUACAUGGGACUGAUGAAAACAAAUAUGGAAGAGAUGUCUUCCAAAGAUUCUUCUCUCUGAGGCCGAGAACGUGUCUGGCUAAAAUAAAAGGAAAUUACUUCAGAAAAGAUGCCAUCUAUUCCCAUAAAAAUUGCCGGUAUGAUACCAAAAACAUCGUGAUGUUUGUAGCUCGAGUCCUGGUUGGAGAUUUUACUCAAGGAGCUGUGGGAAGCAUAAGCCCUCCUCCACCACCAUAUGACAGCUAUGUGGAUGCAAGGUUGAAUCCCUCCGUGUUUGUCAUCUUCGAGAAAGAUCAGAUUUACCCAGAAUAUGUGAUUGAAUAUACUGAACUAGACAAAGCCUGCGUGAUUAGUUAGAAAUGAUGACUACAGCGUCAUAAAGGAGGCCAUAACCAUUCUGUUCACUACAGAGCCAGAUUACCCCAGAUAGUAAACUUGUACAUUUCCUCAUGUAGUUAUCAAAUUGCCUUAGAUCAGUGGUUCCCCAAUUUUGUUAACACAUUUGAAUCAUCUGGGAAGCCUUCUAGCAAUCCCAGUGUUCAGACUGCAUCCCAUUCCAACUAAAACACUGUUUCUGCUGUGAGAGCUGGGCAAUGGUACUUCUAACUCCCAAGGAUUCAAAUGCGUCCUCAAGUUUGGGAACCACUGUCUUAGAUGUAGCUGGGAACGACUGACUCCUAAAACUGCUGUCACUGCUGUAAGUUUCUCUCCCAGCUACUCUUCGUUUAUUGUACGCGAUGGUUUUGUUUUGGUUAAAUUGCAAGAAAAUUAACUGGGGCAAUUUGAGAGGAAUCUAAAAACGCCUUUUGAUGUAAGGACGUAAGACAGUACUGCCUUUGGAUGGAAGACUGGAAAGUUGGAGGGGGAGGCGUAUUUUUUGGAAAAUGCUGGGGAGGGGGGAAGAAAAGGUAACUUAAAUGGUAUUACAGCUGUAACUGCAGUAUUGUACCUUCGUAGUAAAUCUGAGUUGGGGCAUAUAUUUCUUUAUCCCUGCGUUUAUUUAGGGGACUCCAUCCAGGUUGACUCUCUGGAAUGCAAUAAAAGGAGCCACAAAGUAUGGCUCAGGGAGAAGCAACCAACUGGAGUUUACUGCCCAAUUUUGGGCUUUUUAUAUAUAUGAUUAUAGAGAAGGUUUUUCAGGUUGGACUUUCAUGAAGUAGUUGUAUUUUGGGGGGAUAUGAGUCACGGUAACCAGAUUCACACAAAUAUUACUGAUAAACCUGAGUGCUAUUUCUAGUCGUUCGGUGUAGCAGAUGAGACUCACCAAGGAAUUAGGAGCCGGGCCAUCCCUACUGGAGGGUGGGCCCCUUAAGGAGGCGAGAUGUGUUUCCUGGUGAGCGCGGAGUCAGAACAAAGAAAACGCCUCAAACAGGCCAUGCACCUGCAAGGGGCUUCUUUUUUCUACAUAUAACGGAUUGUUUGCAAGUGUAAGUACAGUUUUAAAGCAGUUGAGGGUCCUAGACCAAGAGUUCCUUCCUUAUAACGAAUCAGGUUUUUCCUUCCAGUUUUCCCUUUCAACAUUGUGUGACAUUCAUUCGCCAAAGUUUCCUGUUACAGUUCCUUCUAGCAGACAGGUUAUAAAAGUUAAUUAACAUUAGAGUUGAUUUCGUAUUAGUCAGAUUGUAGAUCAGUACAGACAUCUGCACAACCCCUUGGUUUCAAGGACUCCACCAGUAACAUGCAUAGAGAUUUUUUUAGGGCAGGGUUAUUUUCUGGGAGGCUUGCCACAAAUAAUUACUCUUAAUGCACCUUUGGUUUUUUUUCCUUGAAUGGUAGCUCCUGUUUGGAGUUUUUAUUUCCUGCUCUUGGUUCUCACAUUUUCAGAGAUGCAGUUUGUCCAAGUCUGAUUGCCCAGUAGACCUCUCUGUUUGGAUAUUUCACAGGCACCUCUAAGGCAAUGUGUCCUAGGUGGAAUUCUCUACCUGCCUCCCUCAAACGAACCAUUUUCUCCCUCAGUGUUCUAUAGUCAGAAGUCAUUCUUGACUUCUUCCUCUCCUUCUCCCAAGCUGUUCCCAAGUCCAGUUUUACUUCUGAAAUAUUUCUUUGUCCCCUUCUGAGAUACUGUUUACUUAGUAGUAACAAUGGCCAUAUUUAAAAAUUUUUUCCUUAAUCUUUAAAAACACAGAUCUGAUCAUGCUUUUGGAAUAAAGUUCACAAUCCUUAUUAUGGCCCCACAUGAUUAUGAUUUCUCCCUUCCCUGCCCUCUGAUAUUUAUUUUCUUCCACAUAAGCCACACUGGCUUCCCUUCUUCUUUGGUUCCCCUUUCCUCCUAGCUCAGUGGUUCUCAAUUGGGACUCCUGCCUUUUUCGUUUUUGGUUUUGUUUUUUUUUAAUGACAAAUACAUUGUAACAUCUGUUUCAUUAUCCUCAAAAUGCAAUUCAAUGGUCAUAUACUCUGCCUACACAUAAUUGCCGAAAUAAAUUUAAAAUUGGUUAACAUUAACAUAAAAGGGAAAUAAAAGGCACAUUACUUGGGCACAACUAUGUUAGAAGACCUAGUCAGAUGUUUAUGCCUAAUGUGUAAAUUUAAAAGAAGGUAGAAAAUCAAAACUGAUUUUAUACAAAGAAGUAUAAGAAAAUGAAAAUCAGGGAAAGGAGUGGACCUUAGAAUAAAAACUAGUGAUGCAUAACUUGUUUGCAUAUGAUAGUACUUAUAAGAGAAAUAUCGAAAUAGAAUGUUAAUUGAAAUAAACAUAUUAUGCAAGGAAAUCUACAGAUUGUCGAGAUGGAGAAAAUGAGGAAAUACAGUAUUUUUUGCAGACGAGCUGUAGGUUAUACAAGAAUGUCUAGCGAGACAUUCAAAAUUCGUAUAGGGUGCACAGUAGUAGUUUCUUACUGUGAGGAACUGUCCAGAAUAUUGUAAGAUGUUCCGCCUACUUGGCUCUCAUGUACUCAAAUGCCAAUAGCACCCUCUCUUCCCCUCCACUUAUGGUGGCAACUAUAAACCCUAGCAGAUCUUUUCACCCUUUUCAGAGCAAUAACAUUUUGUCACAUCUCCUUUGUUGGCCUGAGAGGAAUCGUAGGGAAUACAGUCUACUUACACACAUGGAUUUCUUUAAGAACCAAUUUAAUGCCCCAACUCUAUUAUAAUGGAGAAAUGGAAAGAAAUUUGUAAUGACAAUAAAAUGAGUUUCAAUAUGUAAAUGCUCAGGCAUGACUAUUCUAUACGACAUCAUGAAGUAGAUACUUACCCCUACUUACAAUGAAUGGGUUGGAGUUUCAGAGUUGUCCAGAGGCUACUUCCUAUAAAGAAGUACUGGGAAAUGAAAGAUUUAGAGGUAUGUGUGAGCGUAGGAUGAAAACAAGUGUUAGGGUAAGUCAUAACAGACCAUAUAUCUUAUCUGUAAGAAACAGAGCGAAAUUACCUUAACUGAAAUAAGGAUAACGGACUGCCUAAGAGGAAAAAAUGAAUGAUAUUCUCUCGGGCGAGCUGUAGGUCCUACAUAAAUGUCCAGUAGGACGUUAAAAAGUCGUAUAGGAUACCGAAUAAUUCUUCUUUGUGUGGGACUAACCCAUCUACUGCAGACAUGCGUUCUCCCUGGCUGCAUCCACUCAAUGCCAGGAAUAGUUCCCAAUAAUUAUGAAACCAACAACCUAUCAAUUUCUAAAAUCCCACCGUGAGAACCACUGAAUUAGUUCGUGUCUUAGUAUCCUCAGAUCGGUUUACUAUUCCCUCCAUAAGGAGUCUUCUACAUUAGAUGAGAUGCUUGCUUCCCAAACCCCCAGGUUUUAAAAGUCUUUGUGCCUUUCUUUGUUCAUUUUUAGCAUCUGUCCACCUUGCAGUUAUCUACUUUCUGCAUUAGAAUGUAAGCUCCUUGAGGGCCGAGUCAACCCGUCUUAUUUACUGUGCCAUACCUGAUACUUGCCUGAAUGCUUGAUUGGCUGAUACCUCGGAUGCCUUUUGUUGAAUAAAGUCAGCUCAACUAUUUAUAUUUCAGUAGUUCAGUUGUAUUUCUUCUUCUUCAAGCUUAAUUCUAGACUAUCCAAUAAAGAGAAAUAUUAAUUUUGC